Sebastes umbrosus (honeycomb rockfish) is the source of this 2456-nucleotide messenger RNA. RefSeq names its product propionyl-CoA carboxylase subunit beta (gene pccb). The coding region runs from base 36 to 1703 and encodes 555 amino acids. Gene Ontology annotation, molecular function: propionyl-CoA carboxylase activity. Gene Ontology annotation, cellular component: mitochondrion. The transcript is spliced from 15 exons. The record is from RefSeq and is a predicted model, not a curated record. NCBI's taxonomy places the organism in Eukaryota, Metazoa, Chordata, Actinopteri, Perciformes, Sebastidae.
CACGCUGAGAACACGUUACGUCAGGGCAGGCAGGCAUGGCGGCUCUCAGUGUGGCUCGGAGAAGCUGCGGACUGAUCACCGGGUUGAGGACGUCUUUCAGGAGUUUUACACCUGUGAAACAUGGAGCAGUCGUUACCGGGAGCCUGCACCGGGACUCCCGCUGGUACUCCGUCAGCCAGCUGUCCGUUAAAGAGAGGAUUGAUAAGAAGCUGCAGGCGGCGCUGGUCGGAGGAGGUCAACAGAGAAUAGAUGCUCAACACAAGAAGGGUAAGCUGACAGCCAGGGAGCGAGUGGAGCUCCUGCUGGACCCCGAGUCCUUUGUGGAGUCGGACAUGUUCGUGGAGCAUCGCUGCUCUGAUUUUGGCAUGGAGCAGGAUAGGAACAAGUUCCCGGGUGACAGCGUCGUGACAGGCCGAGGCAGGAUCAAUGGCAGGCUGGUUUAUGUGUUCAGCCAGGACUUCACAGUGUUUGGUGGCAGUCUGUCUGGAGCUCAUGCACAGAAGAUCUGUAAGAUUAUGGACCAGGCCAUGAUGGUCGGAGCCCCGGUCAUCGGGUUGAACGACUCCGGAGGAGCUCGGAUCCAGGAAGGAGUGGAGUCUCUGGCUGGAUAUGCGGAUAUAUUCCUGAGGAAUGUGAUGGCUUCAGGAGUCGUACCUCAGAUCUCCCUCAUCAUGGGUCCCUGUGCAGGAGGAGCCGUCUACUCUCCCGCCCUGACAGAUUUCACCUUCAUGGUUAAGGACACAUCAUACCUGUUCAUCACAGGACCUGAUGUUGUGAAGUCCGUCACCAACGAAGACGUGACUCAAGAGGAGCUCGGUGGAGCCAAAACGCACACCAGCGUGUCGGGAGUGGCUCACCGUGCGUUUGAGGAUGACGUUGAAGCCUUGCUCAACGUGCGAGAGUUCUUCAACUUCCUGCCGCUGAGCAAUCAGGAUCCCGCCCCCAUCAGGGAGUGCCACGAUCGCAGCGAUCGUCUGGUACACUCGUUGGACACCAUCGUCCCGUUUGAGACGACUAAAGCCUACGACAUGUUGGACAUCAUUCAAGCAAUAGCGGACGAGAGCGACUUCUUUGAGAUCAUGCCCAACUACGCCAAAAACAUUGUGGUGGGAUUUGCCCGCAUGAACGGACGCACUGUAGGCAUUGUGGGUAACCAGCCUAAAGUGGCUUCUGGUUGUUUGGACAUCAACUCUUCAGUGAAGGGAGCCCGCUUCGUGCGCUUCUGCGAUGCUUUCAAUAUUCCCAUCAUCACCUUUGUGGAUGUGCCGGGCUUCCUGCCAGGCACCGCUCAGGAGUACGGAGGCAUCAUCAGACACGGAGCCAAACUGCUGUACGCCUUCGCAGAGGCCAUUGUCCCGAAAAUAACCAUCAUCACCAGAAAGGCUUACGGAGGAGCCUAUGACGUGAUGAGCUCCAAACACUUGAGAGGAGAUGUGAACUACGCCUGGCCCACAGCUGAGGUUGCCGUCAUGGGCGCCAAGGGUGCUGUUCAGAUUAUUUUCAGAGGGAAGGAGAACCAGGCGGAGGCAGAAGCCGAAUACGUGGAGAAGUUCGCCAACCCCUUCCCAGCUGCCGUCAGAGGUUUCGUGGAUGACAUAAUCGAGCCGUAUACCACUCGCAAACGGAUCUGCAGAGAUCUGGAGGUGCUGGCCAGCAAGAAGCAGAUCAACCCCUGGAAGAAACACGCCAACAUUCCUCUGUGAAACUCACCCAAACUGUGUCCACAUUAACUCUGUCCGUCGCUGUGGGAUUUUCCCUGAUGCUGACUUUACAUUCAAGUGAACUGCAGUGGUACCCCCGUGGUGAAGACUUGGGUAGCCUGCCAAGCAGAUGUUUGUUUUAGUCAUUUACCACUCCACUGAAAGCAGCACAUAAAGAUACACUACUUGAUUUUCUAAGUGCUUAAUAGCAGCCCCAAAUGUCCCUUCUAAAAACUGUAAACCUUACACUUCAGGGGAUCUAUUGGUGCUCUGUAUACAAAAUCAGCACUUGCAUCUUUACAACUUUACCACUGAUAUGAAAUGAUAAAAUCCUAACACAUUUUACAGUACCUGAACAGAAUGAUAGUGGGCACACACAUUUAAAGCAAUAGCCGCAUCAGUAGUGGCCAUAUUGGUCACUAUUGUUGGUAUGAUUUGACAUUUUGAGAACCAGAUUGUAUCUGUAAGGGUAAAUUACAACAAGCGAAAAAACACAAGCAACUAACAUAAUAGUACAGUACAGUAGUGGAAAUGCAGACACACUGCACUCUGCUGCCACGUACAGUGUUUCCACAGUAGUUCAUGUACUGUAUUUAGUUGUUGAGGUUUCUGGUGUGUACUGUAGUUUGAGCUUUCAGACCCUGUGUUUUUGUCCUCUGUUAAGCUCAAGAAAAAGUCGUUUUCACAACCUGGAAGUGUGCCUUUCCUCUCCGGCAGGAUCCGCUCUGCCGUUUGUAAAAUAAAUCAUGGACUCAA